Messenger RNA from Physcomitrium patens, 2182 nucleotides. NCBI's taxonomy places the organism in Eukaryota, Viridiplantae, Streptophyta, Bryopsida, Funariales, Funariaceae. The record is from RefSeq and is a predicted model, not a curated record.
CUUUUCUAUUUUAUAUGAUAUAGAUAGUCAAGAGAUAGAUGCCUUGCCAAUCAUACCAUCUCAAUUAAGUAGCUCGUAGAGACAAUCCCAAGAUGAAGAGCCGCUUGAACCACAAAGACGUCAAAGGAUACCUAGUAAUUAUGUUUGAGGUAGAACUUACCUAAGAAGGACGUCCAAAAAGAAUGUUUGUAGGACAAUUCCAUAAUGAAGAUGCCAAAGUUCAUGCUUGGUCACAAGUAGAAGACUUAAAGCACUAUCAAUGGCUAUAAGAGCCUAUGAACCAUUUAUCUUGCAAAAAAUAACUAAAAUAUAUAGUAAACACCAUACAACAGAUCUUCAACUUCUUGUACAUAUACUAGCUUGUUUCAACUUUGCUUCUCAGAGACCUCGAAGCUAAAAGAAGAGGUGAUGUCACAGACAUACAAUUGAAGGUUCCAAAAAGUUCUAGAAGGUUCCAGAAGGUACUAGUAGGUUCUAAGAAGGCUCUUGAAGCUUUUAGGAGAUUCUAGAAGGUUUUAGAAGGUUCUAGUAGAUUCUAAGAAAGUUCUAGAAGGUUAUAGGAGGUCUUAGAAGGAUCUAAGAAGCUUUAGAUGAUUUAGGAAGCUGCUAAAGGAGAAUCUUAUACUUGUUUUAUUUUCAAGCCUAAUAGAAACUUCUCAAGAAGCUUUUUAGGACCUAGUAUAUAUAUGAGUUGAGGUUGAAGGAAUCCUCAGUCUUGACAACUCACUUCUUGUAGUUUAGCUACGACCUAUUAUCUUGUAUCCAGUUGUUGUUAUAAUGUCUAGCUAACUCCAUUUCUUGAUCUUGAAUCCUUAUCUUGUAUAUAGUCCCUAACAUUAUUCUUGCUUCUAUAUGUACUAUCUAACUAGAAGCUAUAUAGCAAUAUUUUUCACAACAUUGCAAAACAUGAGAAAUCUUUUGUAAUGUCAGUGGAGAUAGAAUGGUGUAGAAAUUUGAAACUCAUAUUCACUAGAGUUGAAUAUCUUAAUUGAAGCAAUAUAAAUGUCUGUGGCACAUAUUGUGUCUCGAUUGUCUGAGAAAGUGGUAAAUCCUAGGAGAGAGAGCGGCCAUGUGAAGGGGAAUGAUUCGAACAACCUGAGAAGCAGUGUGAGGAGAAACACAGCGUCAGCGUUACUGCAUCGUGGCUUGCAAUUGAAGUCACCAUUCAGCACUACAAACAGAUGUAAAGCAGCGAUAAAUACGAAACAAAUCGGCUCGCUGGAAUGGUCGUUGCCUAGAGAUUGGCCAAAAAAUGAUUCGACCAACGCAACCUACGACUCUAGGUUGGUUAGAGCAGAAACCGUUUCCUGUUCUAGUAGGGAGAGUAUUUCGCAUUUCGUGCGGAAGUCUGUUGAUUCUGAUUGACGCGUCUUUCCCAGAAAUCAUGGAACGAAGUGGUGGGAACGAAGUGGUGGGAACGAAGUGUUGAGAGAACAAGGAAUUUGGACUGGUCGGUGACGUAGCCGUAGGGGAUUGUCACCGUUGAACCUGCUCUUGAUGAAUCAUCUUUGGAUAAGGCUAUUGCAGGCUGUUGUGCCCGUAGGGAUGAUUGCAUGGAGGGGAAAUUCGAUGGAACCUAGGAGGAAUUAGCAAAUUCCAUCGUUGUAUUUGCAACAUGGCGUGGACUGCCUGAAAAAUGUUGUGGAAGAAGUAUUCUGGGCGGCGCACGCGAAGAGCGACAGUACGUCCGUGGAACAUGUGAAGGUGAAGUAGCGGUGAAGUAGCAGUGAAGUAGCGGCUGGUAAACUGGUCGAAUGCUAUUUUUGAAUUUUCAGGAUUUUAAAACAGAAACAGCCAAGGGCCUGGGUGAUCAUAGGCGCAGCGAAUCGGGCAGUCAGAAUAAGUGGAUUCUGUGCUUGCUUCUCCACGGAUCGAUUUAAAUCUGAUGAACCAAUCCCACAGAGCAAGAUGAUCGUCGUUCUUAACUCCUGCAAACUUGAAUGUAGUAACAGCGUUCCAUGAGGAGAACUAGAUUACUAAAGCAGCAGCACAGCAUCUCUGGCUGCGGACAUGGAAGUACCAGAGCAGAGGUUGAUAGAAUGGGAAAAUUCAUUGCCAGUUACGUUGGACGCACGUACUCAGUAUACACGAAUACAGCCACCAAAAACAAAAACAGGUUGAAGACUAAGGCUAGGAAAAGUGGGUGAACGGAUCCAGAAAGCAUGCAGUUUCUGAAAAACGA